Messenger RNA from Olea europaea var. sylvestris, 1687 nucleotides. Its product is annotated as protein EXPORTIN 1A-like. The transcript is spliced from 8 exons. Gene Ontology annotation, molecular function: nuclear export signal receptor activity. Gene Ontology annotation, cellular component: nucleus; cytoplasm. Gene Ontology annotation, biological process: ribosomal large subunit export from nucleus; ribosomal small subunit export from nucleus; protein export from nucleus. NCBI's taxonomy places the organism in Eukaryota, Viridiplantae, Streptophyta, Magnoliopsida, Lamiales, Oleaceae. Bases 27 to 929 code for a protein of 300 amino acids. The record is from RefSeq and is a predicted model, not a curated record.
AACUUCUAUUUGCUGAUUUGUAGGACAUGGCCUGUGAUACAUUUUUAAAAAUUGUACAGAAGUGCAAGCGUAAAUUUGUUCUUGUACAGGUUGGGGAGAAUGAACCAUUUGUAUCAGAACUCUUAACAACUCUUCCAGCAACUAUUGCAGAUCUUGAGCCGCAUCAGAUACACUCCUUUUAUGAAUCUGUUGGUCAUAUGAUUCAAGCGGAAUCUGACCCCCAUAAAAGGGAUGAAUAUUUACAGAGAUUGAUGGCUCUUCCCAAUCAGAAAUGGGCUGAAAUUAUUGGGCAGGCACGCCAGAGUGUGGAUUUCUUGAAAGAUCAAGAAGUUAUUAGGGCAGUUCUAAAUAUAUUGCAGACAAAUACUAGUGCUGCCAGUUCUCUUGGAACUUAUUUCUUGCCACAGAUCUCUCUGAUCUUUUUGGACAUGCUCAACGUGUACAGAAUGUACAGUGAGCUUAUAUCUACCAGUAUUGCACAAGGAGGACCCUUUGCGUCAAGAACAUCGAUUGUGAAACUUCUACGGUCAGUGAAGAGGGAAACACUAAAGCUCAUUGAGACAUUUCUAGACAAAGCAGAAGAUCAACCUCAUAUUGGAAAGCAGUUUGUUCCUCCAAUGAUGGACCCUGUACUAGGUGAUUAUGCUCGGAAUUUGCCUGAUGCGAGAGAGUCAGAAGUUCUCUCUCUUUUUGCCACAAUAAUUAACAAAUACAAGGGGACAAUGAUUGAGGAUGUUCCUCGCAUAUUUGAAGCUGUUUUCCAGUGUACUUUGGAGGUUUGUGAAUAUUGUUUAGACAUUUUAUGUCCCAGGCAGGUGUUUGUGCUGAUCCGUGUUUGUCAUGGGAAUAGAUUGAUUAUUUCCCUUAACUCACCAGAUACGAAAGUUAUUUUUACCUCAAUAUACACUUCUUUGAAUAUACAUCUGUAAAAAUGUAGACCUUGUUAAACAUGCAAUUUUGGGCUGAUCCGUGUUUUUUUUUGUGAAAAGAUUGAUUAUUUCCCUUACUCACCAGAUACGAAAGUUGUUUUUAACUGAAUACGCACUCAUCCGAACAUGCAUCUAUAAAAAUGUAAACCUCAUUAAACAUUCAACACAUACAUGUUAAUGUACUAUAUUUUUCUUUCUUUGUGUAUCCUAUCACGUGACAUCAGAUUCAAAAGUCUGAAUAUGAUGCAGUGCUGCACAAAUAUUUUGAUCUAUGCUAGUUUCCUAAUUUAGUUAAGGUUGAAAGUUGAGUUAUUACUUCCAUUCCAUCUCCUGAUCCAAACCCCAGUGAGCUCUGUACAAAAAAAUUAUUACAUUUCUAAUUCAUUCAAACAAUUUGUUAGGCAGGGGCAGAGCGUCGUGAGGCCCAUAGAUGGCAAAUGCUCACUGGAUUUGGAGAAAGGAUUCGAUUCAGUUCUUUAUUCUCUUUUUUAUGUAAAUGGAUUCGGUUUGGUUUUGGGUUUUACAUCAGCAAGAAAAAUAGGAAACUUAAAAGGAAGGCAUCAUCGUCAGCAUUUUUAAAUCUAGUUUCCUGAUUUUUUCCCCUUUCCUUCCCCACUAUGCAUAUGCACACUGCUUUGUAAAUUUUAAAUUUCCUUAAGUUCUUCUUACCUUACGGUUGUAACUUUAGAAAUGAAAAGAAGCCCAGACUUAAGCUGCUGCCUUCUAUCCUUUCUUUUUCAGAUUCUUUAUUUAUUUAU